AUGCAAACAAAAAAGAAAAGGAAAUAUUGGGUUCAUCCUUUUAUUGAGAAAAAUAUCAACUGCAGAACUUUUGUAGCGGCCAGAGAACUACAAGAAACCGAUGCAAAAUUUUUGGCAUUUUAUAAGAUGUCUAGAGAGUCCWAUGCAGAACUUGUAACAAUUAUUUCUCCUGCCAUUCAUCAGCAUAACACUCACCUGAGAGAAUGUGUGAGUCCAGAGGAACGAAUAUUAAUCACAUUAAGGUAUUUAGCUACAGGAUGUACAUUUGUCUCACUUGGGUUAUAUUUUUGUCGGGUAGAGUCUACUGUUAGUCGCAUCGUAGCAGAGACAACUAAGAUAUUUUGGGAAAAGAUGAAUAAGGAUUGGAUGCCGAAACCAAAUAAAGCUCAAUGGAAACGAAUUUCACAACGUUUUGAGUCUUUGUGGAACCUUCCAAAUUGUAUCGGGAGCUUAGGUGGUAAACAUAUUCGCAUCGAGAAACUGCCGAAUACUGGUUCGAGUAAUUUCAAUUACAAGGCCUAUCACUCAAUAGUGUUAUUAGGCUGCUGUGAUGCUGACGGCCUUUUUACUAUGAUAGAAACUGGAUAUGCUGGUAGGAACAGCGAUGGAGGGAUAUUUCGAGCUUCAGCAAUGAAAUAUUGGUUAACACGCAAAGAACUUGAUAUACCUUCACCUUCAAAGCUACAAUAUGACGAAAAUGACUGCGAAUUUCCUUAUUAUUUGUGGAUGAUGAGGCAUUUCCAGUAUCGACAUAUUUGA
Molecule: messenger RNA, 759 nt
Organism: Diuraphis noxia (Russian wheat aphid)
Lineage: Eukaryota; Metazoa; Arthropoda; Insecta; Hemiptera; Aphididae
Product: putative nuclease HARBI1
Source: RefSeq, a predicted model, not a curated record